Biomphalaria glabrata is the source of this 5212-nucleotide messenger RNA. RefSeq lists its product as uncharacterized. The transcript has 7 exons. Gene Ontology annotation, molecular function: actin binding. The record is from RefSeq and is a predicted model, not a curated record. Lineage: Eukaryota; Metazoa; Mollusca; Gastropoda; Planorbidae. The coding region runs from base 126 to 1124 and encodes 332 amino acids.
GUUUACUAGUUUUAUCUCAUAAAUACUGUGUUUAAAGCAAGACUAGACAAAAGUACAUUUAUAUCAUAUAAAAUUAGUCUUUUUUGUGUGCUCCAAAGUAACUAAAUAUUUAAUUUCAUAUUAAAAUGGAUUAUAUAGAUUCUGGGAAUAGUCAGAUGAGCACUGAGGUAAGUUUUCAAGAUGAGGCAGCAUUCCAUUCAGCUAUUGCUGAUGUUAGAAAUGAUGCUAGUGAAGUAAAUUAUGUUCUAUGCGGCCAUGUGGAAGGAAACCCUAACAAAAUUGAUGUCCUGUACACUGGCACUGACACAUCAGAGAUUGGCUCUAAGAUGGAUCCAGCUGAGGCUAUGUAUGGCUUAGCAAGAUAUGAAACCAAGUUUGACCUGUCCACGACAGUCAAAUUCGUCUACAUUCACUGGAUUGGGGAUAAAAUAGCAAUAGGCAAGAAAGGGAGAUAUGGAGUUGUUCAUGGCAGUAUUGAGUCAAGGUUUUCUCCUUACCAUCUUCUAGUUGAAGCCAGUUCACCCGCGGACUUAAAUAGUGACAAAAUUUUACAGACAUUGAUGGAAACAGCAGGCACCAAGUCAAAAGUCCUUGAUGAUGACCAAGUGACCAAUAGACAGAUGCGAGGCUUCACACAGACACAACUGCCCCAGCGGGAUAAGAAAUCCAGUUUUGGUGUGUCAGCUGUUUCUGCUAAAGGUGCAGAGGUGGAGAUUUUAUCUGAUGUCAGGGAAGCUGUGAGUAAAGUGAGAAUGGAUGGAGAUCCAGCAACAUGGAUGGUUGCUGGAUACAGAGAUGCUAAUCCAAAAGGUCCACUUCAGUGUAUGGGCUGUGGAGAGGGUGGCCUUGAAGAUCUUAAGAGCUGUCUGGACGAGACACUUCCCAUGUAUGGCCUUUACAGGGUGACCCAUAAAGAUGCUGAUGAUAUCACGACAGUUAAGUUUAUUUACAUUAUUUGGGUAGGUACUAAAGUCAAGCCAAUGGCUAAGGCUAAAAUAUCUACACACAAAGGUACAGCAGAAGAGAUCUUCUGUCCAGCUCAUGUGACUGUUUAUGCUUCAGAGUUGUCUGACAUCAAUGAGCGUGACAUAAUGGAGAAGAUCAAGCAGCAAGCUGCCCAGUGAAUACUUGGCAUGUAGAUGUCAUUGGAUGAAUAUACCAAACUCCAAGCAAUACUCUUUGACAUAGUAUUCCUUAUACACUUAUGUUUUGGCCAUAAGACUUGAACUUGUUGAUUGUUGACAUUUAGUUUAACCUCUUUGUAUAAAAUAUCAACAAAACAAGCUACAUUAUAGUUUCCUAUGUAAAUGAUAUUAAUGUAAAAAUGUAUUACAACUGUAAACAAGGAGUAAAAAAAAAGUUGUUGUUUUUUAAAUUAAAGAUAUUUUAGUGUUUUUUUAUUUUAUAGUUGAAGGUUUUAACAUUGUUUUUUUUUUUUUGUUUUUUUUUUUUUUUUUGUUGUUGUUUUUUCUGCAUAUCAAUAAAUCCAGAAUGAGAAUUUGUGUAAUGUUCUGGGUAACUAUUUCAAAUUGUUUAUUGACUAUUUUAUAAUUAACUCAAGGUAUUGAAAGUGAUGUUCCUUUCAUUUCUUCAAUAGGACUUAACUUUUUUUUAAAUGGAUUCUAGUAAAAGUCUAACUUUUGAGUCAUCUUAAGUAAUUUAUAUAUUUUUAUUUUAUUUUAUAUCAAUUUCACUAUCACUAGGACAAUAGGUUAUCUCUAUGAGAUCUGGGUUCUUUUUAAUUACUUUUUUUUUUCCUUUCACUCUUUCUGAACUGAUUGAUAAUCAUUGAAAGCAAACCUUGAUCAAAAUAUUUAAACAUGAGUAUAUUUUGACAUGUGCAUGGGAAAUUGUGACGUAGAGUUCAAAGGCUUUGAUUAAAGUCAAUCUUCUGGAUUGGAACCCUUGUAGAGAUGGGAAGUUUUUAAUUUAGUGUUCAAAUAUCAGAAAUGAGCUAUUUAGGAGAUUCUUAAAGCAACGCAGCUUUUAUAGUUACCAUUAGUAUACAUACUUCACUCAAACCAAUCAGAAAUGAGCUAUUUAGGAGAUUCUUAAAGCAACGCAGCUUUUAUAGUUACCAUUAGUAUACAUACUUCACUCAAACCAAUGUCCACACACAAAGUUACAUGUGACUAUACUUUCAAGAUGUAUGAUAUAAAUAUUAUAAGUAAAAGUAAAGCUCAGCAUUUAAAGUUACUAUCAUUAGGUCGGGUAAGUCAAGUUAUUGCUUAUUGCAUUACAAUAACCUCAUUGAUUAUUUGAAACCAAGUUGUUGUUUUUUUAAUACAUUUUUUUUGCAUGGAAAUAUGAUACCUAAAAGUGGUUUAUUCUUAGUUUAAAACUUAAAGUAAACAAAAUAUUUUGUGUGUAAGCAAAUAAUUCAAAAUGGACUAAAGAAUAUAAGUGAGCAGUUACAAAUAAAUCCUCAGUGUGGUAUUUCUUUCUCCACUCCAUUGUGCGGAUCUAUAAGUGCUAAUACAGAUAUUAUUGUUGCUAAUUUGCUUUGUUUAUUUCUAGAGUUUUUAUUCUUUUUUGUAUGUCACUAUUCUGAGUUACAGAAUCUUUUUCAGAUAAUGAUAUUUAAACAUACAAUAUGUGUUGAUGUUUUACUAUUUAAGUCUUAAUUGCAUUAACAUUGAUAAUAUUUAAAAUAUUUUAAUUCUUGUUCAUCUUCAUUGAAGGACCAAAGAUAUUUUUAUUACACUUUUAGUGUUUUUUUUUUCCUUUUUUUAAAUACUUCUGUAUGUUUCUUUAUAAUUAUGAUGCUAAUAUAAUAAGAAUAGUUACUCUUAUUUGUGCAUACAUAGUCAUUGGACACUACAUAUUUUUACAAUAUAUUUGACCAAUUUUUACUCUGACUAUAUCAUAUCUCUAUGCAAUUUCUUGCCUUUUAGCAAUUGUUUAACAUUGAUUUAAUAUAUUUUUACUGUUUGAACUCUUAAUUCCAUUUGUUGAGACAAAAACUUUUGUUGUUUGUUUGUAAUGAUCAAGUAUAAUACUACUUUGUUUAUUGAUUAUGUCCCUUGUUAAAUGGGUUGGAGCAUAGUUGUCAAACUUUGAAAAUAGUUUUCUCUUUUCUCCUUUUAAACUUGCUCCUGUUAAUUUACUUAUUUUCUUGUCAUUUUUCUGCUUCUACGGGGAAAAUGUUGCAGAAGAAAUACAACUUUUUAUUUUGCUAGAUUUGACGGCUGAUGAAGCAUCACUUCUACUCUACCAAUCCUAAAUAUUUGGUACUGUAUGUUCUCAGGGCUGUUUACCAUUCUUUGUUAAAUCUACAAUUUGUUGAGAUGAACCAUUUUCAUUCCUUGUUUCAUCUUGCUGUCUUUUUGACUGCUAUUCUUUGUAUUAGAAGACAAAAAUACAAUUCUAUAGAAGAAAUUGUAUCUUGAGAACUUGUUGUUAUCCAACUUUUCUGUGAUGUUUUUGUUUUUCAUGACAGUAACUUGUUUUCUGUUUGAUGGGAAACAUUAGCCAAAUUGUCUAUACCUAAGCCUAAUUAAUAUAGUUGCUUUAUUAAAGAAUGUCUAUACCUAAGCCUAAUUAAUAUAGUUGCUUUAUUAAAGAAUGUCUAUACCUAAGUCUAAUUAAUAUAGUUGAUUUAUUAAAGAAUGUCUUUUAUAAUAAAGACCUGACUUUCUGACAUUAAGUUUUAAUAUCAUAAUAAUUGAAAAAAGGGUGGGAGAAUGCUGGUUAAAAAUUGCAUCAUUAAAUGAAAGAAGUUUUGUAAUGAAAUAUUCAUUUGAUUGAUAUGCAUGACAAGAUUUACACAUGGAUAUGUAUAGGACAUAAUUAUUUUAUUUUUUGAAGGGUUUCCUGCAAUAUAAGAUAAGAUCAUUCCCUUAUUUGAGAUUUUCAUAAAAAGGAAGCAAAUUCAUAUAUAACAAGCAUUUUGGUGUAUCUGGUAUGCAGAAGAUGGAAAGUUUGAUAAACUAAACAUUUUCAAAACGAUGUUUGGCUGCACUUUUUCAGCAUUUAGAAUAAAUAAAAAAUCCUGUUUGUAAACAAAGAACAGAUGCCAGAUUAGUUUGAAAGUGUCCAGUCAAAGAUUUAGAUUGAAUGUGUCACUUUGUAUUGAGAGUUGCUGAAGACAAACUCUAGAUGUUCAAACCUGACUUUGCUGAAAGAGCAUUGAACUACUUAUUAUAGCCCCCAAAAAAUGUUUGAAUUGCUUUGACACUGCUAAUUGAAAGUUUUUAGAUGGUAUAACAUCAGAAACUGGUUAAAAGGUUUUUGAUAGGUGUAACAUUAUGAACUGGUAAAGGAAAGGUUUUUGUUUCUCUAAAUCACUUGUUCUUAACAUUGUGGUUUUUGCAGUAUUGGUGAACCUUACAUGCAUUUAGAAAUCAUGUUUGCACAAUGUUGUUGUUUUUUUGUGUUUAUUGUUAAUUUAGGUCGUAGGUCAUCAUAGUCAUCAUAACUUCAGAGUAAUAUGCAUUAUAAAUGAAGAUUGUAAAACUAUGAUAUAUUAGACAUUUAUAAGUGAAGCAUCAAGUAAUUGUUUUUGACAUAGUCUGUCAUUAGGUGAAAAUAAAAUUACAAAAGCUAUUCUAAAACUAAUAAAAGUAAGAUAUCAAUUUUGGAAGUAAGGACAUAUGUUACAGUGGUAAUUAUGUUCCAUAACAAUAGAAUGAUCAGAAUAGUACAGAUUUUUCAUAAUCUGAAAAUUACAUCAUCCUCUGUAUAAAAUAAAAAAAAAAAAAAAAUUGUUUCAGCCACUGACCUAUGUAAUCAUGUUAAUUGUUAUGUUGUUAAAUUUGCUCAGAUAGUUUUAUAAAUUAUUUCCCUAGCCAGUAAAUGAACAUCUAUUGGUCAAUAGAGGUAUUGAAAUUGUUAAUAGUUUUAUACUAGAGCAAGUAAUGUAAUCAUAUUAUCCUUUUGUAGAAAUUUUUCUCACUAGCUAUGUUUAGAUACAAACACACAAAUCUACCUUACUCAAAUAUAAUACAAAAAUGUGUAGUUCAAAUUUGUUGCCAACUACUAAAGUAUUAGGUUGAAUGUAUUGAUUCACUAAAUGUAUUUCUUUUCUUGUCUGUAUACAAAUAUUAUUCAAUGACUGAUUCUACUUGCUAUAAAUUAAUAUAUUUGUCAUAUCAAUACAAAUAUUUCAGAUUCUAAUAGUUAUCCAUUAUGUAUUAAUUCUACUGGCUAUGAACUAUGCCUCUUUUGCUUGAAUGAAAUACAUCUUAAAAAUAAACUAUCCUUAUUUACUAGA